CGGAGAGGUUAGAUUUAAAGGCACUCAGGAGAAUAAGUCAUGAUGUUUCUCGUGUUUGUCCUGUUAGUAUCUCAGUGCUCGUCGCUCACCAGUCAACAGUGUCACCACUGUGAACAAACAUCCUGCGACUGCUCGAGCCAAAACCUUCGGGAAGUCCCUGCAGCCGCUUCAAAACUCAUCACUGAGCUCGAUCUCUCUUUUAACGCACUGGAGACGAUAAUGAAAGAUGACUUUCUUUCAUAUGCCGCUUUGAGGGCUUUGUUCGUGAAUAACAACAGGAUCAAAACCAUCCAUGAAGACGCAUUUCACCCACUGAUUCAUUUGGAGAAACUGGACUUGUCCUCAAACCAGUUGGAGACUUUGUCUUCUGGUUGGUUUCAGAACCUGAUUUCUCUCCACUACUUGAAUCUUUUGGGAAACAAAUAUUCAACACUGGGUCAGGGAAACCUUUUCCUGCCACUGAGGAGCUUGAAGACCCUCCAUUUUGGAGGUCGUUUCCUUCAGUCUGUCAGUAAAAGGGAUUUUUCUGGCCUUUUUGGUAUUGAGGAACUUGUUUUUGAAGGAAAUCAUCUGCAAGUAUAUGAAAGCGAAAGUCUGAGACAAAUUGGACCCAUUAGCCAUGUAACACUUAGUCUCAAUGGAGUAUUUCAGAGAGAUUUAAGAGUAGUACAAGCUAUAUUGUUAGACGUUGUUCAUCCAAACACAACAGUGACAUUCACUGACACACAGUUUGAAAGACGUUUGCAAAUGUCCCCAGUUCAUGUGGUCAUCGAGCGUGGUGCUACAGGUCUUAGUUUUAAAAAUGUGAACAUGUCUGUGUCAGCUUGUGUACAACUUGUGAAUUUUUUGUCAGGCUCUGAACUCACCAGUGUUGCCAUUGAAGAUUCACAAUUCUUUGAAGAUGAAGAAGUCUUUCUUGUUGACAUAAACCUGAAAGGCUUGGAGGUCAUUUUUCUCAGAAACAUUGAUAUUGUUUGGUUCUACCGUUUUCCUGAACUCAGUUUUAUGCAAAAUAUACUGACUGUAGUAAGAAGGGCAUCUGUGAUAAACUCCAAGGUGUUUGCCAUUCCUUGCCAAUCCACUAUCCAUUUCACAAACCUGGAGUUUUUGGAUAUCAGUGACAACACAGUCGUGGAUCGUGCACUUAUGGAAAUGAUGUGUUAUGGAAAGGAGGAUGUCCUUCUAAAUCUCCACACACUCAACAUCAGCAGAAAUCGUUUGUUUUUAAUCAACAGCGAGCUUUUCACUAAACUAGUAAAGCUGGAAAACCUCGAUAUGAGUGGAAACCCAUUUGACAGCAUGCCUUUGACUUGUUCCUGGCCAGCAAGUCUCAAGUUCUUAAACCUUUCGUCAACUUCUCUUCCUGAGGUGACAUCCUGCCUACCACAGAGCCUACAGAUCCUUGAUUUAUCCAGAAAUAAACUGACUGUCUUUAACAUUGAAUUGCCGCUUCUCAAAGAGCUGUACAUCUCUGGCAACAAGCUUGGAAAUCUUCCUGAUGGGCAUUUAUACCUCAGCCUUGCAGUUCUCUCCAUUCAAGACAACAACUUGGCCAAAUUCAACAGUAAAAACUUGCAUGAUUACCAGAGCCUGAGGGUUCUGGAAGCUGCUGGCAACCCUUACGUCUGUUCAUGUGACUUCGUAGGUUUUGUGACAAAUGACUUGAUGAACCACGAAACUGUAGUUAGAGGCAACUUAAAGUCUUAUAUCUGUGACUCUCCCGAUGCAGUGAGGGGGGAGAGAGUAUCAGACGUGAAGCCGUCAGUGUUUGAGUGCCACACAGCUUUAGCGAUUUCUUUGCUCUGCUUAGGCAUCCUGGUGCUGUGUGUGCUCAUUGCAGGUCUGUGUUAUAAGUUCAGCGUUGUGUGGUACAUGAAGAUGACCUGGGCAUGGCUAAAAGCAAAGAGAAAGCCAAAGUUGAAGAAGGGAGUGCUCCAGUACGAUGCCUUUGUGUCCUACAGUGAAAUGGACUCUGGCUGGGUGGAGGCGCAUCUGAUCCCGGCCCUCGAGCAGUCGGAACCGCCCCUCCGACUCUGCCUCCACAAGAGAGACUUUGUUCCCGGAGGAUGGAUUGUAGACAACAUCAUGGACGCUAUAGAGAAGAGUCACAGAACGCUCUUCAUCCUCUCCCAGAACUUUGUCAGAAGCGAGUGGUGCAAGUACGAGCUUGACUACACCCAUUUUAGAUUGUUUGAUCAAAACGAUGACGCAGUUGUGCUGAUUCUACUGGAGCCCAUUGACAAAAAGAACAUCCCCAAAAAGUUCAUCAGGCUGCGGAAAGUGAUGAACUCCAGGACGUACCUGGAGUGGCCUGAUGAUGAAGAUCAGAUCCCAGCGUUCUGGCAAAGUCUGAGAACAGCGAUUGAAACACCUGAAAUUGACGAUACAAACAAUCUAUAAAAGUAUUUAUAGUUAGAAAUAUUAAAAUCAGUGUACAUUCAAAA
This is a messenger RNA of Oreochromis aureus, 2444 nucleotides long. RefSeq names its product toll-like receptor 2. NCBI's taxonomy places the organism in Eukaryota, Metazoa, Chordata, Actinopteri, Cichliformes, Cichlidae. Gene Ontology annotation, molecular function: protein binding; transmembrane signaling receptor activity; triacyl lipopeptide binding. The transcript has 2 exons. The record is from RefSeq and is a predicted model, not a curated record. Gene Ontology annotation, biological process: toll-like receptor signaling pathway; immune response; inflammatory response. Gene Ontology annotation, cellular component: membrane. The coding region runs from base 40 to 2400 and encodes 786 amino acids.